AUGGGGACAACUACCGUUACUGCCCCUGCUGACAUGGUCAUUUACCAAGACAAAGUAUCUCCACUCUCCUGUGCUACCUGGAAUGUGGGUAUUAUUUCAGGUAUCUCCACUCUCCUGUGCUACCUGGAAUGCACUGGUGUUCCUCAUAAAACAGGAGUCAUGGUGGAAUUCUCGGACUUGGCAUUCCACCUCCGUUCCCCUGGCGAUUUGACCAACGCAGAGCUGGACGAGGUCCUGGACUUCCAUAAUGACCGCGUCCAGAUGCAGGAGAAAGCUGAACUGUACCAGCUGCAGAAAUUGCAUGAUGCUUUACAGAGCAUCUCCUUCAAAAACUACUACCACUGUUCAGAUGAUGUUGACAUGAAAAGAAGUGACAAGCUCAGAGCUAUGUUUACUGAUUACUUUGAAAUGAAGCCAGAGCAUUCUAGUAACAUGGGAAGAAUUAGUAAAUUAUCUUUCAACAGAGAGCUGGAGUGUUCUACCUCAGGACCAAAUGAGGAGGACUCUUGUAAAAAUGAGGGUUAUGUUCGUGGUGAUAUUCGUGGCUUCAUCUCCCUGUGUGGUCAGGAACACGUUCUUUCAGGAAGAUGA
Lingula anatina is the source of this 591-nucleotide messenger RNA. RefSeq names its product ATP-dependent DNA helicase Q4-like. Lineage: Eukaryota; Metazoa; Brachiopoda; Lingulata; Lingulida; Lingulidae. The record is from RefSeq and is a predicted model, not a curated record.